UAGACAUUCUUAGAUUUUGGUGUAAUACUUAACAUUUUUUUCCUUACAGAAAGUUGGAUUGAACGGUGUCUCAGUGAAAGUGAAAACAAGCGAUAUUCAAGUCACUCAUCCUUGGGCAAUGUUUCUAAUGAGGAAACAGAUGAAGAGAAGGAAAAUAGGGCAUCAAAACCUCAUUCCACUCCAGCAACUUUACAAUGGUUGGAAGAGAACUAUGAGAUUGCCGAGGGUGUUUGCAUCCCCAGAAGUGCCCUUUAUAUGCACUAUUUGGACUUCUGUGAGAAAAAUGACACACAACCAGUGAAUGCGGCAAGCUUUGGCAAGAUAAUUAGACAGCAGUUCCCACAACUGACCACAAGGAGACUGGGAACCAGAGGACAAUCAAAGUAUCAUUAUUAUGGCAUCGCUGUUAAGGAGACCUCUCAAUAUUAUGAUGUUAUGUAUUCUAAGAAAGGAGCCGCAUGGGUCAACGAGACGGGAAAAAAAGAAGUCACAAAGCAGACAGUCGCGUAUUCACCACGAUCCAAGCUUGGAACAUUAUUGCCAGAGUUCCCAAAUGUCAAAGAUCUAAAUCUGCCAGCUAACAUCCCAGAAGAAAAGAUUUCAACAUUUAUAAUGAUGUAUAGAACCCACUGCCAAAGGAUUCUGGACACUGUGAUACGAGCCAACUUUGAUGAGGUUCAAAGUUUUCUCCUGCACUUUUGGCAAGGCAUGCCUCCACACAUGCUGCCAGUCCUGGGCUCGUCCACGGUGGUGAAUAUAGUGGGAGUGUGCGAUUCUAUAUUAUAUAAAGCCAUCUCUGGCGUUUUGAUGCCAACAGUAUUACAAGCGUUGCCUGACAGUUUGACGCAAGUUAUAAGAAAAUUUGCAAAACAGCUGGAUGAAUGGUUGAAAGUGGCUCUGCACGACCUUCCGGAAAAUUUACGAAAUAUCAAAUUUGAGUUGUCCAAAAGGUUCUCACAAAUCCUUCGACGACAGACAUCUUUAAACCACCUGUGUCAGGCAUCACGGACAGUGAUACACAGCGCAGAUAUUACAUUUCAGAUGCUGGAAGACUGGAGGAAUGUGGACCUUAAUAGCAUUACCAAACAGAGUCUGUAUACUAUAGAAGAUUCCAGGGACGAGCACAGGAAGCUCAUUGUCCAGUUAUACCAGGAAUUUGAUCAUUUAUUAGAAGAGCAAUCUCCAAUAGAAGCUUACAUUGAUUGGCUGGAUUCCAUGGUAGACCGGUGUGUUGUGAGAGUAGCGUCCAAAAAAACGGGGUCACUGAAGAGAGUGGCACAGCAGUUCCUUUUAAUUUGGUCUUGCUUUGGUACAAGAGUCAUUCGGGAUAUGACAUUGCACAGUGCUCCUAGUUUUGGGUCAUUCCACCUCAUACACCUAAUGUUUGAUGACUAUGUCCUCUAUUUAUUGGAGUCUUUACACUGCCAAGAGAGAGCCAAUGAACUUAUGAGGGCCAUGAAGGGAGAAUCUCACAGUGCAGAAGACACAGAUGAAAUGAUACUGUCAGAGCCUGCAAUCUCUACACCCUCUCCGGUCCCAUUCUCACCGGCUGCAUCUUCAACUUUAGCUGAAAUCCCAUCCGCAACUUCCCCCGGGAACCAUUCUCCAGACAGUGGAGUCGCAUUAGUGACGACAGGUACAAUGCAGUCAUAUACAUGGUCUCUAACCUACACUGUCACCACAGCUGCUAACGGACCUCCUGAGAGCCCCCAGCAAGUCCCGUGUAUGAGGAGUGCACACAUGUCCCCUUCUGUCACACAUCGAAUACCUGUUUAUCCGCAUCGAGAAGAACAUGGGUAUACAGGGAGCUAUAAUUAUGGAACCUACAGCAAUCAGAGUCAUCAUCCAAUAGCAUCUCAAUAUACAUCUUUACCCCAUGAGGCUGGAAUUACGGGACCACUUCAUUAUACAGCCUACAGAAGCACCUCCCAGUACCCAUUUAACAGCCAGACGCGAAUGGAGCCUUGUCUGAUGAGCAGCACUCCCAGACUUCAUCCAAGUCAAGUGGCACCACGCUGGCCAGAUGUGGCAUCAAGCAACAGCUGCUAUACCUCCCCUUCUAUGCACUCUGGCAGAUAUGGGAGCUCUACUGACAUGUACACAUCCUUGGCUACACGAAGGAACUCAGAAUAUGAACACAUGCAGCAUUUUCCUGGCUUUGCAUAUAUAAAUGGGGAGGCAAGCACGGGCUGGGCCAAGUGA
Staurois parvus is the source of this 2202-nucleotide messenger RNA. The record is from the annotation of a GenBank genome assembly. Lineage: Eukaryota; Metazoa; Chordata; Amphibia; Anura; Ranidae.